UUCACUAAAGAAGGGGUAUAUUGGAAACAUAAGUAGACAGUUCCUUAUUUUACACAUUAUUUAGCAUCUUGUUGAGUCACAGUACCUUUAUUUGAAAUCUUCUGUCUGUGGGAUCCCGAAAUAUUCUCUCAGAAGAUGCAGGAUUAUGUGUUAGGUUUGCUUUCUUUGAUUUGCAGUCUCAAAGGCCUAACUUGUACACCAUGGACCAUGAAAGUACAGUAUCAGGUCAAUAGCACAUUGGGACAAGAUGUGAUUCUACCCUGCAUCUUCACACACCCAAAACAAAGUAGUUACAAAGGUUAUAUAACUAUUAAAUGGAUACAGAGCAACAUACAUAAACCGAUUUUUCAGUGCAUGUUUUAUCAGACCAAAGAACAAGACGGUAACUGUAUUGAUCCAACAUCUUCAAAACGACACUUGCUUCAAGGCAACCACAGAGAAGGAGACAUUUCCUUAAGGAUCAAUAAUGUAGGGUUGACUGAUGCCUCACAGUACACCUGUAGGGUGGAGCUCGAUUAUAAUAGAUUUGAGAAAAACACAAUGCUUAAUGUCAACGCUCCAGCACAAAUUCUUAGCCUAUCCCUGGAUUUAGAUAAUCUGAAUAUGAUGGUGAAAUGCAUUGCCCAAGGGAAUCCAGUUCCUGAAGUGAAAUGGACCUCGUCAUCUGGACCAAUAGAACACUCUCCAAUCAAAGUUGGCUACAGAGUCAUCAGCUUCAUUCCAUUCUCUGACCAGAACGUGUACACCUGCCAAUCUGUAAACUCACUGGGCCAGGAUGAGAAAACAUUUCCGAACCAAAAUACAAAUCAAAAUUGUACUGGACUUUCGGUGAUAACUGGCAUUCUGGUGUGUUUGCUGUUGCUUGGGCUUGUAGCGUUCAUUUUGGAUGUGGUGAAAAGAAGUAAGUAG
Molecule: messenger RNA, 909 nt
Organism: Carassius carassius (crucian carp)
Lineage: Eukaryota; Metazoa; Chordata; Actinopteri; Cypriniformes; Cyprinidae
Product: sialic acid-binding Ig-like lectin 15
Exons: 3
Coding region: 136-909 (257 amino acids)
Biological process (GO): regulation of bone resorption; regulation of actin cytoskeleton organization; regulation of osteoclast development
Cellular component (GO): plasma membrane
Source: RefSeq, a predicted model, not a curated record